Metarhizium acridum CQMa 102 is the source of this 855-nucleotide messenger RNA. NCBI's taxonomy places the organism in Eukaryota, Fungi, Ascomycota, Sordariomycetes, Hypocreales, Clavicipitaceae. The record is from RefSeq and is a predicted model, not a curated record.
AUGGCUUCGCCGGUGCCGAUGAAGCACAUCGACAGAGAGGAUCUCUACACCAAUCUGGAAGCCCGUAUCCAAUAUCUGCAUUCCUUCUUGGACUUCUCAAGCAAUGACAUUGAAGCGCUCAUCUCGGGCGCAAAAUACAUCAAGGCCCUGGUCCCGGCCGUCGUCAACAUUGUCUACCGCAAGCUUCUACAGUACGACAUCACCGCAAGAGCCUUCACAACCAAGAAUACAACGCAGGGCGGGGAGGUCGGCGAAACCCUCCACGAGGAUAGUCCCCAAAUCGUACACCGAAAGAUGUUUUUGCGCGCAUACCUCAACAAGCUAUGCUCGGAUCCAAGCAAGAUGGAAUUCUGGGAGUACUUGGACAAGGUUGGCAUGAUGCAUGUUGGACUCGGCAGAAAGCAUCCGCUGCACAUCGAAUACGUUCACCUCGGCACAUGUCUAGGCUUCAUCCAGGACAUCAUGACCGAGGCCAUCUUGUCGCACCCGCGGCUCCACAUGUACCGCAAGAUUGCGCUGGUCAAGGCUCUGAACAAGGUCAUUUGGAUCCAAAACGACUUCAUGGCCAAAUGGCACGUCAGAGAGGCCGAUGAAUUCGGCCUGUUGGAGUCGGACGUGCUUAUCGAGAAGGAGGGAUAUUUGCAUGGCAAGAAGAUUUUGGACGACAAGCUCAUGGCCGACGCCAGCGCGGGACUGCCAACGCCCACCCACUCCGAUGAACCCAAGAAGAGCCAGUGCCCGUUUGCGAGCAGUCUGCCUAUUCCAUCUCCCUUGAGGACCAGUAUUGAAGUAGACAGCGAGGACAUGAGCGUGCCCAUACCAGAAUCUCCCAAAGUUGAGGUAGAGGGUAGAUGA